AUGAAAAAAACUAGUACAAGAAAAGCAUGGAUUCUUGGAACUCAGCAUUGUGGGUUUCUUGAGUUCUGCAAGCAAAAAAUGAGGCAGGCACAGGAAAGUUCCCUUUCUUUUUCUACAAAAUUAGUUGCACUUGCACCUGUUAUUUCUUCCAUAACAGUGCUCAAUGGAAGUUUCUUUAUGACCGAACAUAUGGACGAUAUAUCCACGCGCAUAUGUAUGAUGGCCAACAUGAAGCAGCAAAAUAUGCAUCCAAAUAUGUAUGAUGGUCAACGUGGAUCUGAGAGAUUAAGAUGCAGCGAGAGGCUUCUUUCUGCAAAAGAUUCUUUUAAGAAGGCUCGAAUUGGCUCAGAGUCAUUAUCGUCUGAUUCUCGGAGUUCAGAGUAUCCUGCUGAUAAACAUUCUGAUUCGAUGGUGUAUUCUGUUGCUUUAUGGGGCAACUAUCAAUGUCGGAAACGAAUUCCUCUGGGCCCUCUAUUUCAAGCUAAUAUACCAGAAUUCACUGGGAAGACUAAUGAAAUUGAUUCCACGUGGUUAGGUACCCGAAUUUGGCCUUUGGAAAAAUGUGAAAAUAAGGGAGUACUAAUUGAAAGGGACCGUAUUGGAAAAGGAAGACAAGAUUCCUGUGGCUGCGAGUUUCCUGGAUCUGUCGAAUGUGUCAAGUUUCACGUUUCUCAGAAAAGCUCAAGACUGAAGCUCGAGUUAUGCUCAGCUUUUGAGGGAUGGAAAUUUGAUAGUAUGGGUGAGAAAGUUGCGAUUUGUUGGACGAAAGAAGAACAAAACAGAUUUCAAGACAUGUUGAAGUUGAACCCGCUUUCGCAGGACAAAUAUUUCUGGGACGAACUUUUAAAGCUUUUGCCUAGAAAAGACAAGGAAGCUUUGUUAAGCUACUACUUCAAUGUUUUCCUUCUCCGGCGUCGAGGUUACCAAAACAGGAUCUCCCCAAGUAAUGUUGACAGUGAUGAAGAGGAAUCGGAGUUUGGCCAGCUAGCGGCUAAAUCUCCCGGGUCCAUCUUCUGUUCCCCUAGAAAGUCACUUCAAAGAG
This is a messenger RNA of Olea europaea var. sylvestris, 1042 nucleotides long. RefSeq names its product AT-rich interactive domain-containing protein 2-like. The transcript is spliced from 4 exons. Lineage: Eukaryota; Viridiplantae; Streptophyta; Magnoliopsida; Lamiales; Oleaceae. The annotation marks the transcript as partial. The record is from RefSeq and is a predicted model, not a curated record.